CGACACAGAUCCAAUCCAAGCCAGAUUUACCACGCGAGUCAUCGUGCGACGACCUCGGCGGCAUCCUACGAUCCAACCGCGUGUCGUGACUCGUGAGCCGUAGUGGGCCGCCGAUGUGUCGUCGGCUCUCGAUGGCGGGGGACAACCGACAACUCUGAAGCCAGCAGCAGUUUAAAGAGCCAUGUGGUCCCGGGCCAGCCGCCUGUGCAGGUGCGCGUACCGCUGCGGCGGAGCUCGGCUCUGCCAGCAGGGUGCCGGCCGCCCUCAAGUGCGGCCCAAGAGCGGCGGCCACGGAAAGGGAAGCCAGCUGUCGUCGCUGUUCAUGCCGGUGCCCGUCAAGGCGUCCCAGAACCCGGACGACAUCAACGUCGGCGAGGAGCUGACCAGCAAGCUGCGCAAGGAAGACCUGCUCAAGCUGCUCAACCAAUUCAGCAAGAGGCCCGAGGUGUCGAGCUGGAGCGAAGAGAACGGCCUAGACGCGCGCCUUUUCCACCAGGCCUUCGUGAGCUUCCGGAGACACUGCAUGGAGUCCGAGCAGCUGCCCGCCGACCUGCACGUGGUGUUCAGCGACAUCCUGACGGGGGCCCGGCACCUGGACGACCUGCUGCCCUACUUCCUGCGCCACGCGCGCACCGUGUUCCCGCACCUGGAGUGCAUGGAAGAGCUGCAGAAGAUCAGCGACCUCCGGCUGCCGGCCAACUGGUACCCGGACGCGCGGAGCCGGCAGCGGAAGGUCGUCUUUCACGCGGGUCCCACCAACAGCGGCAAGACGCACCGAGCCCUCGAGAGCUUCGUGAACGCCCGCUCGGGCCUCUACUGCGGGCCGCUCAAGAUGCUGGCCGUCGAAGUGUUCAACAAGACCAACGAGAAGGGCACCCCCUGCGACCUGCUGACGGGAGAGGAGAGGCGCUACGCGCGCCCGGACGGCCAGCCGGCCGAUCACCUCGCGUGCACCGUCGAGAUGGCCGCUGUCCACUGCCCGUACGACGUGGCCGUCGUGGACGAGAUCCAGAUGGUGAGGGAUCCCCAGCGGGGCUGGGCUUGGACCCGGGCCCUGCUCGGUCUCAACGCCGAGGAGGUGCACCUGUGCGGCGAAGAGGCGGCCCUGCCACUCGUACAGGGGAUCCUCAACUCCGUAGGCGAAGAGGUGGAGGUCCGUCGCUACAAGCGCCUGACGCCUCUGACCGUGGAGAACCGCGCCUUGGAAAGUCUAGACCAGGUGCGGCCGGGGGACUGCCUGGUGUGCUUCAGCAAGAACGACAUCUUCCAGGUGAGCCUACAGAUCGAGAAGCAGGGCCUGGAGUGCGCCGUCAUCUACGGGGGCCUCCCACCGGGGACCAAGCUGGCCCAGGCGAGCAAGUUCAACGACCCCAGCCACCCCUGCAAGAUCCUGGUGGCCACAGAUGCCAUCGGGAUGGGCCUCAACCUCAGCAUUGGCCGGGUCAUCUUCUACUCGCUGGUCAAGCCGUCACUCAACGAGCGUGGCGAGCGGGAGAUGGACACCAUCUCCACGUCGCAGGCCCUCCAGAUCGCGGGACGCGCUGGCCGCUUCGGCAGCCAGUUUGCGUCCGGACGUGCGACCACUUUCCGGCCAGACGAUUUGCCGCUCCUUCGACAGAUCCUGGCUGCGCCAGUGGAACGCAUCGAGGCAGCGGGGCUGCACCCAACGGCUGAGCAGAUCGAGCUGUUCGCCUACCACCUGCCACACGCAUCCCUUGCCAACCUCGUGGACAUCUUCGUGAGCCUGUGCAAAGUGGAUGCCUCGGCCUACUUCAUGUGCAACCUGGAGGCCUUCAAGUUCCUCGCGGACAUGAUCCAGCACGUGCCGCUGCCCUUGCGCGCACGCUACGUCUUCUGCUGCUCGCCCAUCAACCAGAAGAUGCCCUUUGUGUGCAGCAUGUUCCUCAAGUUUGCGCGCCAGUACAGCCGGAACGAGCCGCUCACCUACGAGUGGCUCGGGCGCAGCGUGGACUGGCCCCCCGCCGUGCCCAGGACGCUGGUGGACCUCGCGCAUCUAGAGGGUGUCUUCGACGUGCUCGACCUCUACCUGUGGCUGAGCUACCGCUUCACGGACCUGUUCCCCGACGCCGAGGCCGUGAGGGGCAUGCAGCGGGAGCUGGACCUGGUCAUCCAGCAGGGCGUGCUCAGCAUGACCCAGCUUCUGCGUGCCGAGCCCCGCCGGGAAAGCCGCGAGCAGACAGCGGAGGAGCUGAGCAGGGGGCGGCUCACGGACCGCCUGCUGGCACAGGGGCUGCUCACCAAGGAGCAGCUGGUUGAGCUUCAGCGGGAGUGGCAGCGCUCCAGUCCACGCAGAGGCAAGAAGCCCAAAGAACCACAGUAGAAUUGGCCUAGUACCUAGAGUGUGUGCCAGUGACUAACGACCAUGUCUAGCAUCUUCCAGGUUCUCCAUCGAAGGUUUUGAUAUCAUUACAUGGCAACGAGGGUGCCCUUUUACGACUGUCGUCAGAGGCUUUGGCUGUUGAAACGUUCUCGGCGAUACCGAAAACGCUGUGUGUUGAAGUUGUUUUGAAGGGGAUGCAAAGAGACGAUUAAAUGGCUCAAACAACGCGAUUCCUGCAGCUUCUGCCCUGAGGCUGAGCUUUACGGGGCGAGGACCUCUUUCUCUCUCGUGGAAUUGAUAGAGUAACUUCAAACUGCACGAUGCAGUACAUGAUGAUCAAUCUUGCAUCCAAAGAACAAGGUGGGUAAGUGACUUGGGAGGCAUUGUUGAUAGUGCCAGAUGGCAACCUAGUUUGAAGUCUCGUAAAGUAUGGACUCUGGCUGAAUGUUGCUAUAAAACGGUAGAUGAGA
Molecule: messenger RNA, 2811 nt
Organism: Ixodes scapularis (black-legged tick)
Lineage: Eukaryota; Metazoa; Arthropoda; Arachnida; Ixodida; Ixodidae
Gene: Suv3
Product: ATP-dependent RNA helicase SUV3 homolog, mitochondrial
Exons: 1
Coding region: 182-2341 (719 amino acids)
Biological process (GO): mitochondrial RNA 3'-end processing; RNA catabolic process
Cellular component (GO): mitochondrial degradosome
Molecular function (GO): ATP binding; RNA helicase activity; hydrolase activity, acting on acid anhydrides
Source: RefSeq, a predicted model, not a curated record